Messenger RNA from Varanus komodoensis (Komodo dragon), 1068 nucleotides. RefSeq names its product cilia and flagella associated protein 300 (gene CFAP300). Lineage: Eukaryota; Metazoa; Chordata; Lepidosauria; Squamata; Varanidae. The transcript has 7 exons. Bases 17 to 823 code for a protein of 268 amino acids. The record is from RefSeq and is a predicted model, not a curated record.
UAUUGGAGGAGCCGCCAUGUCCGGCUGCGGGGACCAAGGCGUGGAGUUGCGCUGCACUUUCCGCCCCCUCCCUCAGAAAACCUUCGCAGCCCUCGAAAGCAGAGAGACCCGAGACCGCCUCCUCAAAUGGUCCAUGGAUGGGAGAAUCACAGCACAGGCUUUCAGCUUUGAUCAGACUCUCAAAGACUAUCAGAAAGAUGACUUUCUUAUGGCCUUUUUUAAUCACCCAGAUGUUAAUAGCAAUUUGAAAUUGCUUUCAGCUUCUGGACAAUGGACUACUUUAGAUACCAAUGUGAGAAAAGUUGAGGUCAAGACUCUUCUAUGUACAAAAGUUUCAAUGUCAUUUUUUGACCGAUUAUACUGUGAAGGAGUUGUUCGAGAAAGUGGAAAUAUUGUAAAGUGUUUGGAUGAAUACCAUGAUGGGAUUCUCAUUGCAGAUGAGCUAAGAAAGGUACUUCUUCUAGAAGACUCAGACCAUUAUGACUUAUUCAGCCAUUCAGACCGUGAGGAGUUUCUUUUUUGUCUCUUUAAACAUCUUUGCCUUGGAGGAGCUCUCUGUCAAUAUGAAGAUGAACUUGGUCCAUACUUGGAGACAACAAAAGCUUUAUAUAAAGAUUUAUUGAGUGUUCAAAAGAAUCCUGAAACUAAGGAGAUAAAUAUAGUAUCUACUGUCUUUAAAGUCCAUGCUUAUGAUGCUCGUGGCCUUUGUUAUCCUUCAUGCAAUAACCAUGAACAGAACUUUGCCUAUUUCAUUGUGAAUCCUUUCAAACGACAUAUCUAUGUUUUGUACCAUUCUUUUGGUGGAGUUUUGUUCUGUAAUUGACUGCUCUUCAUCAAUAAAAAAUAUUUGAUUGUUUUUAAAUAUUAGUUCAUGCUUUUCAGUUACAUAUACACAUUGAGUAUGUAUUAAUUCACAAGCAUACUAUUUGUAUUAAUGUUUAAAAUGGUAUGUCCAUACCAAUAUUUGUAGAGUAUACUACCUUAACAGUUUACUGUUGUUGAAUUGGCCAGUAUACUAUGUCUUAUUUGUUGUAAAUAAUGAUAAAAAUUAAUAAACUAUAGAACAGU